Messenger RNA from Olea europaea var. sylvestris, 1956 nucleotides. Its product is annotated as probable anion transporter 4, chloroplastic. Gene Ontology annotation, molecular function: phosphate transmembrane transporter activity. Gene Ontology annotation, biological process: transmembrane transport. The record is from RefSeq and is a predicted model, not a curated record. Gene Ontology annotation, cellular component: plastid. NCBI's taxonomy places the organism in Eukaryota, Viridiplantae, Streptophyta, Magnoliopsida, Lamiales, Oleaceae. The transcript has 7 exons. Bases 212 to 1648 code for a protein of 478 amino acids.
AGAGUGGACUUACUUCAAUCCAAUAUUAGGUUGCUCAAAUUGAAAAAAAAAAACUUCAAAAAUUCCAAAACGAAGAUUUUCAGUCCAGAUAAAAAUUUACAGGCCGGCAUUCGUGAUUAUAUGAAUUUGCCUUUUAGAUAAGUUUUAUCGGAGUGGGAAUUCGUAGAAAUCCAGCUGAAAUUGAGAAGAAAUUACGAAGUAAUCGGCGGCCAUGAAUUCUCCGAUCGCUCUAAAUCGACGCCAUGGCACAAACCCAACCCCAGGCCUCAAAAACCCUAAACCAUACAAAAUCCUCAAAAUUUCUCACAUUAAAUUACCUUGUACGAUGUUCACAAACUCCUUCAGAACUUUCUGUUUUGUGAAUAAUCCUUUUACGGAUAAAUUCCCGUAUAAAGCUCGGAAUUUUGAAUUGUGUCGAUUGAGGGCUUCAUCAAAUGAUGCUCAAUCUAUUGCGGGCACUUCUUUUGGCGACCAAAGUGAAGCACGAGCGUCGAGUUUUUUGGAAUUUAUUACUUCAGAGAGAGUCAAAGUGGUGGCGAUGCUUGCAUUAGCUCUGGCAUUGUGUAAUGCUGACCGUGUUGUCAUGUCGGUGGCUAUUGUGCCGCUGUCACUCGCUCAUGGUUGGCGUCAAUCUUUUGCAGGUGUUGUUCAGUCGUCUUUUCUAUGGGGAUACAUGAUAUCACCUAUAGCUGGAGGGGCACUGGUGGACUAUUAUGGUGGUAAGGUGGUCAUGGCGUGGGGAGUGGCUUUGUGGUCUUUGGCCACUUUCCUUACUCCUUGGGCUGCAGAAACAUCUGUGUUGGCACUGCUUGCCAUGAGAAUACUGCUCGGCAUAGCAGAAGGUGUAGCGCUUCCUUGUAUGAACAAUAUGAUUGCAAGAUGGUUUCCUCAAACAGAACGCGCAAGGGUUGUAGGACUAGCAAUGGCUGGUUUUCAGCUUGGAAGUGCUAUUGGACUUACACUUUCUCCAAUCCUCAUGUCACAGGGUGGUAAGUAUGGACCAUUUGUAAUAUUUGGAUUAUUUGGUUUUCUCUGGGUGUUAGUUUGGGUAUCUGCAACCUCGAGCACUCCGGAGCAGAGUCCACAAAUAUCAAUGUAUGAGUUGAGGUACAUACAGCACAAGGUGGCCAUACCCUCUCUCUCAAGGAAUGAACAGAAAACAAGACAAGUCAUUCCUCCCUUUAGGCGAUUGCUCUCUAAGCUACCUACUUGGUCUCUAAUUGUUGCAAAUGCCAUGCACAGCUGGGGAUUUUUUGUUAUACUUUCAUGGAUGCCAAUUUACUUUAAAACGAUAUAUCAUGUUGACCUCAGAGAAGCUGCAUGGUUUAGUGCUGUUCCAUGGAGCAUGAUGGCUGUAGUUGGCUACUUUGCUGGGUUUUGGUCAGACAUGAUGAUUCAAAGAAGCAUAAGUGUUACUUUGACUCGCAAACUUAUGCAGUCAAUUGGAUUUAUUGGGCCUGGCAUUGCUCUCAUUGGUUUAACGACAGCAAAAAGUCCAGGACUAGCAUCUGCUUGGCUUACUGUAGCUGUUGGACUGAAAGCAUUUAGUCACUGCGGCUUCCUUGUGAAUCUUCAGGUCUCUCAAAUACCGCCGGCUCAUUCGCUGCUGUGGUGGGAACAGUCGGUGCUGGUUUCUUCGUCGAACUAGUCGGUUCUUUCAAGGGUUUUUUAUUGCUGACAGCAUUUCUGUAUUUCUCUGCUGCUUUGUUCUGGAAUAUCUUUUCUACAGGUGAGAGGGUCAAUUUUGAUGAAGCUGCUUAGUUUUCCUCGGAUCUGAGAUUUCAGUUCGAUUUGGUUCGAGGUUGUGGGAAAAUUAUAUUGCAUAUAUUUAGAAAGGCUGUGAUUAUAAUGGUGGUAUGUUCCUCUAGGUAGAUUUUUGUCAUAUUAAACGUGUAAAUAGUGGUCUGCCCAGAACCCACACAGAAGAAAAGAGUGUAAGUAAUACAAGAUUUUAGA